This is a messenger RNA of Varanus komodoensis (Komodo dragon), 2243 nucleotides long. It is a transcript of the gene RAB40B, whose product is annotated as RAB40B, member RAS oncogene family. The coding region runs from base 618 to 1454 and encodes 278 amino acids. The transcript is spliced from 6 exons. Gene Ontology annotation, cellular component: synaptic vesicle; plasma membrane; endosome. The record is from RefSeq and is a predicted model, not a curated record. Gene Ontology annotation, biological process: intracellular signal transduction; protein localization to plasma membrane. NCBI's taxonomy places the organism in Eukaryota, Metazoa, Chordata, Lepidosauria, Squamata, Varanidae. Gene Ontology annotation, molecular function: GTPase activity; GTP binding.
CGUAUGACAGAGUGUUGUGCUCGAGGAGGACGUGGGAGCGGCAGCAGCGGGAGCGGCGAGUAGCAACCGCGACAGAAGCCCGGAGAGCUCGUUGCCCGGCGCGGGGCUCUGGGCAGAGCCUGCCUCGUUCUCGCGCGCGUCGCGUACGUGCGUCGCCUUUUGGCUCACCUGCUGCUCGCCAGUCGUGACAGGCCCUUGCCAGGACGCCACGACUGCCUACGGUUCUCGCUUGCUGCUGGCGACGCAAGCUAAGCCCGCACAUGCCGGCCCGGGUGCGCUAACGCGGAUGGCGCCGCUGAAAACUCCUUCCAGCUUGUCACGGCUGCGGGGCAGCCUCGCAUUGCCUCCUCGCUCUUGCCUCCCGCUGCUGGCGCCCUGAAACGACGACCUGCGCCUGCACCGCCUCCUGCUUCGCCAACCGGCACCCGAGCGUCGUGAGAUCGGCUGCCCUCAGGGGUUCGAACAUGCCGUUGCGUGUGCGCCAUUCCAGCCACUCUUCCUCAUCCCGUGCCCGUGGUGCCGCAUCUGGUCGUUCGGUGCCCGUCAUGGGCGCUGGGAGCUGAUUCUCCGCAGAGACUUCUGUGAGGCGAGAGAGGAAGGGGUGGGAGUGGAGGAGGAUGAACCACGUGGGCAGUCCUGUGAAAGCUUAUGACUUCUUGCUGAAAUUCCUGCUGGUGGGGGACAGCGACGUGGGUAAGGGGGAAAUUCUAGCUAGCCUGGAGGAUGGAGCCACAGAGUCGCCCUAUGGAUACAAUAUGGGUAUUGAUUACAAAACAACAACUAUACUUCUGGAUGGUCGCCGAAUAAAGCUGCAGCUGUGGGACACAUCUGGGCAAGGCAGAUUCUGCACCAUAUUCCGUUCCUAUUCUAGAGGAGCCCAGGGUGUGAUACUUGUAUAUGACAUAACAAAUCGUUGGUCAUUUGAUGGCAUUGAUCGAUGGAUAAAGGAGAUUGAUGAGCAUGCUCCUGGUGUGCCAAAAAUCCUGGUUGGCAACCGCCUGCAUCUAGCCUUUAAGCGGCAGGUCUCUACUGAGCAAGCCCAGGCCUAUGCGGAAAGAAUAGGCAUGACAUUCUUUGAAGUAAGCCCACUUUGUAAUUUCAACAUCACCGAAUCCUUUAUGGAACUUGCAAGGAUAGUGCUAAUGAGACAUGGAAUGGACAGGCUAUGGAGGCCAAACAAAGUUCUGAGUUUGCAAGAUCUUUGCUGCCGUGCCAUAGUUUCAUGCACCCCUGUACACCUUGUGGACAAACUUCCACUCCCUGUUGCCUUAAGAAGUCACCUGAAAUCCUUCUCUAUGGCUAAUGGACUUAAUGCUAGGAUGAUGCAUGGUCGUUCCUACUCCCUCACCUCCAGCAACAACAAGAAAAGGAACAGUCUGAAGAAAGUCAAAAUCAUCCGUCCGCUCCAGAGCCCUCCAAAACACUGCACGAGAAACAGUUGUAAAAUUUCCUAAGCAUCGCAGAGUUUUGGUCAAAGCCUUUAACACAAGGACUGAGUAGCCAGGGCUGCUGUGUGUAUUGCAUUACACAAACAGAACAAAGAAACCUGCUAUUUUAGAGUCAUUUGGUUUUAAUAAUGCUGCUUCAAGAUGUAUGAUGCACCCUGUGCAUACAAAGAGAUGUAAAACGUUGCUGUUGGAUUUUAUAUCUAUCCAUUUUGAUGUGCAUGAAAACUUUUGUGUUUUAUAAAGGGAAUAAUUUAUCAUACUGAGCUUUCAUCUCAGAAAUGACUCAUUUUUAAUUACUAAAUUGAACAGUCAAUCACACCAUUUUAUUUGCAGUUUGGAAUAAGUGUCAAUCUGUAGAUUCAGGCAGUUUUUAACACAAUGUAUUGUAUACAUUGUAAGGAAUACAAGUGGUGAAAUAAUUCUAGUAAUGUUGCAGUAGAGCAUUCAAUCCUGGUUUUGUACAUUUUUUUCAGUGAUUUUUGAAGCACUACUUUAAGCUACACAUGUGUGUAUGCAGUAUGCACAUGAUUUUGUCCAUCCAUGUAUAAAACCUUUGAUAAAGUUUUUGCUAUGUUGUUUAGGGAUUAAUCUGUGGGUUAUAUGCUUAUUUUUCUGCUAAAUCUACAUUUUUGUAUUGGAUAUUCAGUGAUCAGUUAUAUAGCACGAAAAAGCCAAAGAUGUUGAGAUGUAUUUGCAACAGCAGUAAGAAGAAUGUGAUUUGAAAAGCUGCUUUAUCAGGAAAAGACAUUUAUUUAAAAUAAAUAAAAUUGCUACUGAGAUGUAUGUGUUUCCAAA